UACAGUUCCUAGAUUCUCUUAUGUUUAGAUUGCAAAAUUCACAUAUUUUAUUAGUAUGAAUACAUGAAAACUAAUCAAAUUGAGCUCAAAUUAAAUAAGGUGAAAAAUAGUACAAUUCACGGCUAGAAAAAUCAACUGUAUAAUGGAGAAAAUGUGAGUGAUGCUAAUUACUCUAUUCCUCUUUAUAGCUGCAACAGUUGCAGAAGAUGCUGAUAAUAUUGGUGAAGCCAUUAUUCCCGAGAACCCUAAAUUCAAAAAGUUUGUGACAGAUUGCACAUCGCAUGUUGCUGAAAGAUGUAGUAGUGGAAGCGAAGCAUUGCAUGGCGAGGGAGGGUUGGCUCUUUGCCUUUUCGAUUCUAUGGAAAAUUGCUUGGUAGAGCAUGGAGCGGCCAAAGUUAACCAACGAUCAUUAUUCGUGCUACCAAAAGGAUCCACACCCAUUGAACCAAAAGAUUCAUUACCUUCAUUUAUUCCAUCACCACCCAUACCUCCCAAGUCCAAAUUUGAAUGUUGGUGUGAUAGUUUAAUAUCUUGUGUGUGUACUUGGACGUCCAUGGUGCCGAGUACAAGGUUAUUAAAUAACCAACAAUUAGGUCAAGGUUUCUAUUAUUUCCAAUAUGAGCCACUCCUACAAUUCAGAACCGUCUUGAGAACAUGUUCUCUGGAAAGUGCAAGGACUUGUCUCAAUGCUCCUAAUGUUGCUACAUCACCUUUAGCCGCUUGUCUCAUUCCAUCCAUGAAUCAAUGUGUCUAUCCCAGUGGAGCUGAAUCCGGUACUGGUAGCCUACCUAUUAAGGCGUAAAAUUAUCUUGUGCAUAAAGGCAAAUAUACUGGAAGUACUUGCAAUAGUAGAAGAAUAACUGAGUUAGAUCAGCCUAUUGGCUUCCAGGCUAGCUAGCUUGUUUUAUGAAUAAAGCUACAUCACUGAAUGUCAUGAUCCAUAUUGGCGUUCCUACGUACUAAUAAAUAAAAAGUAAUAAGACAUGCUUUACUUCUUUUUUUUACAGAAAAAA
Glycine soja is the source of this 1013-nucleotide messenger RNA. RefSeq names its product nodulin-26B. Lineage: Eukaryota; Viridiplantae; Streptophyta; Magnoliopsida; Fabales; Fabaceae. The record is from RefSeq and is a predicted model, not a curated record. The coding region runs from base 161 to 802 and encodes 213 amino acids. The transcript has 2 exons.